AUGCAAGCAGAUGUGGAUCUCUUCGAGACCUCGAGCGGGAAUCAGGGCGGACGGACAACAGAACUCGUCGAUGAGUUCUGUUACCUGGGCUGUAUGCUGAAGAACAACGGCAGCUACGAGAGAGAUGUUCAGCAAAGAUGCGCUAAGGCCACUUCUGCAUUUAACUCCUUAACGAAAUGUCUGUGGUCGACCCCCAUCACCAACGAAGUCAAGUUGCGAGUCUACCUAUCCGCAAUUCGCCCCAUCAUGAUGUACGGAUCGGCGACUUGGGCAGCACCAUCAACGGUUAUGAAGAGGCUUGACUGCACGGAACGAAAGCUGCUUAGACGGCUACUUGGCUACUUUUGGCUUAGGGUAUGCCACAAUGAAGACCUUUACGCAGAAUUUGAUGUGGUUUACCGGCGGAUGACACGUGGAAGAUAUCAACAUCUUGCACCGCCUUCGAAAGCGGCUAAAGUAAAUCGUCUUCGCUUCUUUGGUCAUAUAUUAAGGAGACCGGCAGAUCGCCUUGUUCAACAAGUUCUGAGAAGUUUGUCGGGUUCGAGCUGGAAGAAGCCACCUGGCCGAAAACAGAAGUUCUGGAUUGAGGUGAUGAAAGAGGACCUGAGGACACUCGGCACAUAG
Molecule: messenger RNA, 624 nt
Organism: Necator americanus (New World hookworm)
Lineage: Eukaryota; Metazoa; Nematoda; Chromadorea; Rhabditida; Ancylostomatidae
Exons: 1
Coding region: 1-624 (207 amino acids)
Source: RefSeq, a predicted model, not a curated record